Vigna unguiculata (cowpea) is the source of this 4091-nucleotide messenger RNA. It is a transcript of the gene PGM, whose product is annotated as phosphoglucomutase. Gene Ontology annotation, biological process: carbohydrate metabolic process. NCBI's taxonomy places the organism in Eukaryota, Viridiplantae, Streptophyta, Magnoliopsida, Fabales, Fabaceae. Gene Ontology annotation, molecular function: phosphoglucomutase activity; magnesium ion binding. The record is from RefSeq and is a predicted model, not a curated record. Gene Ontology annotation, cellular component: cytosol.
AUGAAGCCCAUAUACUGGCCCAAAGCAAGCCAAUUUUUGUAAUUAUUUCAAUGUCGGUGGUUAAGUUUCAUUUUUGUUCUCCCACCACCGCUAUCCACGGCGACGACCACUUUGCGGAUCGCCGGCAGGGUCCUUAGGCACACCCUCAGCCGAAGUCACCCUUCCAAUUCCUAGUUCAUCACUGAAGCUGAAGCGUACACUUGAUGCGUUGAAUCCGCAGGAUAUCAAGAGCAGAGUUGUUGAAUCUUAACCAUGAGGAGAGCUGGCUUCCACAGGCAGCAUGGGAGGCACGCUGGAGGCUCAGGAAUGAAAGGAAUGAUUGUGAAGUUAUCUCUUGCUGCUGUAGUGCUCUUGAUCUGCACGCUCUCCUUGUUUUUCUCCUCAACAGGAACUUCGAAUGUUCAAUCCAGCUAUCGCUCCGAGAUCCAUGUAGAAGAGCUAUGGAGCAACGCUGAUUCUGGCGGUUGGCGGCCAUCGUCUGCUCCGCGAACUCAUUGGCCUCCUCCUCCGAAUGAGAGCAAUGGCUACUUGCGCGUUCGAUGUAACGGUGGACUGAAUCAACAGCGUAGUGCGAUCUCUAAUGCUGUUCUUGCUGCACGGAUCAUGAAUGCUACGCUAGUGCUACCCGAGUUGGAUGCAAACUCUUUUUGGCAUGACGACAGUGGUUUCUAUGGUAUUUAUGAUGUUGAGCAUUUCAUCAAAACACUGAGGUAUGAUGUUAAAAUUGUGGAAAGCAUUCCAGAAAAUCAGAAAAAUGGCAAAAAAAAGAAAAUAAAGGCUUUUCAGAUUCGUCCUCCUAGAGAUGCUCCUAUAAGUUGGUAUACUAAUGAUGCUUUGAAGAAGAUGAAGGAACAUGGGGCAAUCUAUCUUACUCCCUUUUCACAUCGCUUGGCUGAAGAAAUUGACAAUCCUGAGUACCAAAGGUUGAGGUGUAGAGUCAACUAUCAUGCUUUAAGAUUCAAGCCACAUAUCAUGAAGCUAAGUCAAUCAAUUGUUGACAAGCUUCGAACUCAAGGUCCCUUUAUGUCUAUACAUCUUCGGUUUGAGAUGGACAUGUUAGCAUUUGCUGGAUGCUUUGAUAUAUUUACACCCCAGGAGCAAAAGAUUUUGAAAAAGUAUCGACAAGAAAAUUUUGCACCUAAAAGACUUGUCUAUAAUGAAAGAAGGGCUAUUGGGAAAUGCCCGUUGACUCCUGAGGAGGUUGGUCUUAUUCUGCGCGCAUUGGGUUUUGACAAUUCGACUAGGAUAUAUCUUGCAGCGGGUGAAUUGUUUGGAGGGGAACGAUUUAUGAAACCAUUUCGAAGUUUGUUCCCUCGACUUGAGAAUCAUUCUUCUGUGGAACACUCUGAAGAGCUGGCUGAAAACACUAGGGGAUUGGCAGGUUCUGCUGUGGAUUACAUGGUCUGUCUUCUUUCUGACAUUUUCAUGCCAACUUAUGAUGGCCCUAGCAAUUUUGCCAACAAUCUGCUCGGACAUCGUCUAUAUUAUGGCUUCCGUACGACAAUCCGACCUGAUAGAAAAUCUCUUGCCCCAAUCUUCACCGAUAGGGAGAAUGGGCGGACAGCUGGUUUUGAUGAAGCUGUUAGGAAAGUCAUGCUCAGAACAAACUUUGGAGAACCUCAUAAGCGUGUUUCUCCAGAGUCUUUCUAUACUAAUUCUUGGCCUGAAUGCUUCUGCCAAACAUCUGCAAAGAACCCUGCAGACAAAUGUCCCCCAAAUGACAUUUUAAAUAUUAUGAAUGACGAAUUAGAGAAAACAGAGACACACGCUAAUUCUACCAUACACAGCAUCGGUGUCUCUCUUGCUCUCAGAAAACAACUCAGAACAAUAUUUCCUUCACACCCAUCAAUGGCUUUCUCUUCUAAACUUGACAACUUCAUCCUCUCUGCCUACAAAUCGCAAAACUCCACUGCCCCACUUUCAAAAAUUCAACCUUCCUCAUUUCUCCCAUGUCCUUCUUCCUUGAAGCCUCAAAAGCUUCCCUUCAGAGUUCGCUACGAUUCAACCAUCCGAGCCACGUCAGCACCCUCAUCCCCUUCCACAGCCAUUGCCGAACCUGAAGGCAUUAAGAUUAACUCGAUUCCAACCAAACCCUUUGAGGGGCAAAAGACUGGUACUAGUGGGCUUCGGAAGAAGGUGAAAGUGUUUAUGCAAGAAAAUUACCUUGCAAAUUGGAUCCAGGCCCUGUUUAACUCAUUGCCUCCGGAGGAUUACAAGAGUGGUUUGUUAGUGUUGGGAGGUGAUGGUCGAUACUUUAACCGGGAAGCUGCACAGAUCAUAAUCAAAAUUGCUGCUGGAAAUGGUGUUGGAAAAAUUCUGGUUGGAAAGGAAGGUGUUUUGUCAACACCAGCUGUUUCUGCAGUAAUAAGAAAGCAAAAGGCAAAUGGUGGAUUUAUUAUGAGUGCAAGCCAUAAUCCCGGUGGUCCUGAAUAUGAUUGGGGUAUUAAGUUUAAUUACAGCAGUGGACAACCUGCACCAGAAUCCAUCACUGACAAGAUUUAUGGAAACACGCUGUCGAUCUCUGAGAUAAAGAUCGCUGAUGUUCCUGAUGUUGACUUAUCCAAAGUUGGGGUUACGAAGUUUGGAAGCUUCAGUGUGGAAGUAAUAGACCCAGUCUCUGACUAUCUGGAGCUACUGGAGACAGUAUUUGAUUUUCAGCUAAUCAAAGGACUUCUUUCACGUCCAGAUUUUAGGUUUAUAUUUGAUGCCAUGCAUGCAGUUACUGGUGCUUAUGCUAAACCCAUCUUCGUUGAUAAACUUGGUGCAACUCUGGAUUCAAUUUCAAAUGGAAUUCCUUUGGAAGAUUUUGGACACGGCCAUCCUGAUCCUAAUCUAACAUAUGCAAAGGACCUUGUAAACAUUCUGUACGCUGAAAAUGGACCUGAUUUUGGAGCUGCCAGUGAUGGGGAUGGUGAUAGAAAUAUGAUUCUGGGAAGAAGUUUCUUUGUAACUCCUUCAGACUCCGUAGCAGUUAUUGCAGCCAAUACAGAAGCAAUUCCAUACUUCAAGAAUGGCGUGAAGGGUCUUGCUCGAUCAAUGCCGACAAGUGGUGCUCUUGAUCGUGUUGCUGAAAAACUGAACCUCCCUUUCUUCGAGGUCCCCACUGGUUGGAAAUUUUUUGGGAAUCUUAUGGAUGCUGGGAAUUUGUCAGUUUGCGGGGAAGAGAGUUUUGGAACAGGGUCUGACCACAUUCGUGAGAAAGAUGGCAUCUGGGCUGUCUUAGCUUGGCUUUCUAUUAUUGCACAUCGUAACAAAGACAAGAAGCCAGGGGAGAAAUUGGUCUCUGUAUCCGACGUCGUGAAGGAGCACUGGGCAACUUAUGGAAGGAAUUUCUUCUCUAGAUAUGACUACGAGGAAUGUGAAUCUGAAGGUGCCAAUAAGAUGAUAGAAUACCUACGAGAUAUUAUAGCCAAGAGCAAGGCCGGUGAUAAGUAUGGAAGUUAUGUCCUUCAGUUUGCAGAUGAUUUUACAUACACCGAUCCUGUAGACGGAAGUGUGGUAUCAAAACAAGGCGUUCGGUUUGUUUUUACAGAUGGCUCAAGGAUUAUAUAUCGUUUAUCGGGAACUGGUUCUGCAGGAGCAACUGUUAGAGUAUACAUCGAACAGUUUGAACCAGAUGUUUCUAAACAUGAUGCUGAUGCUCAAAUUGCCUUAAAACCAUUAAUAGAUUUGGCAAUAUCCGUGUCAAAGCUCAAAGACUACACAGGGAGGGAGCAACCUACUGUGAUCACAUAAUGGACAAUUUCACCACCACUUAAUCAAGUUGUGAUGUGUACCAAGAUGUGCUCUAAGUUGAGUUCAUACGCAGGUUGUUUGUUACACGCGUAUCCAUAUCAGAGCUCGCUCGAGUUCAGAAGCAUAUGGUUGUUCAAAAAUUUUGGAGCGAUAGGUCCCUUGUAAAAUAUAGUACGUCUUCUGUUUAUGUGCAAAAAAUGAUGCACCGUUGUGCGACAAAUCAAUAAUAAUGAUAAUGGUUUUCUGCUCUAAGUAGCUAAUCUUUUCAAAGUUAUGUCCCAUUUCUAAGUUGAGAAACUGGAGUUUGUUACUUCUCAAGCAGAAUAACAAUACCAGAUAUGUUCCAAGCUUCUUUU